AUGACCCAAAAACUUAUUCUAGCUGAAGGACUUGAUCUGCUUCGACGCACAGAAGCCCGUGAGUAUGAGGUGGAUCGUAGUCAAGUCCGUAUUAGUUCUAGUAAUAAAUACCGAAAUGAGCUUGGCCGCCUUGCACAGGCAUACGGGGUUGUGUAUGCGGAUUAUUUACGUGGAGUAGAGAUAAUCAACUAUGUACGCCGCUGUGCCAUGGAGAGUUCCGAUGUGAACAGCCGCAGUCUUGUUGAGAUGUGUGAAGGUAAGAUGCGAGUCUACAUGGAUCGCUGUGAUGGUGUUCGCAAGAAGGAAGAUAAUAUUCUUCUCCCACUAGAGCAAGUAGACACACAUCUCGUAAAGGCGGCUUUUGAAGUAGCGGAACCCGUUUUUAUGCUCAAUGGGGCACAAUAUAAACUCACCCGUAAAGAACCAUUUAUGCGAGAGGAACAACUCGGCGAUGGAUCUUAUCUUUUAGUGGUGAAGAAUUUGGAUAGUUAUGGUAUUGCAGCUCCCCUGGUGACUGUGGUGGUGGAUAUUAUUCCCCAACGUGGACAACAACAACGAUUAGAAAAAGAAAUUCCCUGCCAAUGUGGAUGGCGACGUGUGAUUGGAGUUGUGGGGAAAUCUACAUUACGAGUAAUGGCUCGCACAGAUGGACUCGUGCGGGACUCACAUGUAGAUAUCACUCUCUAUAAUCUUGAACGGGAAACAUCAACAACAUCAACAAACUCUAAAACAAUGAGAAUAGAAGGAAAUUAUAAUGAUGCGCCUGGGGCAAUGGCAGAGAAGAUUGUUCAACAAUUACCAAAACUCACCGAUGAGGAAUUGGAGAUUCUUGCCAAUUCAAAAGUUCCAACAGGUGAGUUACCAGGAAAAGCACCCAAUAGUGAUGAACCAAAGAAUACCAAAGUUACCAUGCAACAACUACAAUCCUUAAAUGUACCGCACAUUGGUGGAAAUGCGACAACUCCAUUAGUGGUCCCAGAGCGAAUAGAAGUAAAUCCUGCAAAGAUGAACUGCUCAGAUCGCCUAAAAAGAUUACGAAUGACAUUAAAUGCCUGGCCAGCCAAUAAUGUGAUGGCCGUGCAGUUAAAUAGAGAACAACAAACUAUUCUGCAGGCAGCCUUUGCACUACCACUUCCUACCGAGUUAGAUGACUAA
Molecule: messenger RNA, 1155 nt
Organism: Trypanosoma theileri
Lineage: Eukaryota; Euglenozoa; Kinetoplastea; Trypanosomatida; Trypanosomatidae
Exons: 1
Coding region: 1-1155 (384 amino acids)
Source: RefSeq, a predicted model, not a curated record